This is a messenger RNA of Anopheles gambiae (African malaria mosquito), 5033 nucleotides long. RefSeq names its product cyclic nucleotide-gated cation channel beta-3 (gene CngB). NCBI's taxonomy places the organism in Eukaryota, Metazoa, Arthropoda, Insecta, Diptera, Culicidae. The coding region runs from base 498 to 3623 and encodes 1041 amino acids. The transcript has 6 exons. Gene Ontology annotation, cellular component: intracellular cyclic nucleotide activated cation channel complex; plasma membrane. Gene Ontology annotation, molecular function: intracellularly cGMP-activated cation channel activity; intracellularly cAMP-activated cation channel activity; cGMP binding. Gene Ontology annotation, biological process: monoatomic cation transmembrane transport. The record is from RefSeq and is a predicted model, not a curated record.
ACAUCCUUUCUGCCAGCGACCUGACAGUCAGACACACAGGACAUUGUGAAGGGAACGUUUCCCGUAGAAACGGAGUAUCGUCUUACAGCGUAUUAAAAAAGGAUAAUUACAGCGAACUCCCUGCGUAGCAAGUUCCCCGAUAUCGAUUUUUGUUGUUCAGUUUUACUGCGAACGGUCCUCCAAAUUGCGAAUUGUAGUUCCCAAAUCGGCAUUCCGUGUGUGACUCGGCUGGUGGUGGCCCCUAAACAGCGUAAUUAAUAUUCUGGCAGCAGGUGCCGCUGUCUUGGAACGCCCCUACCAUACGGUGGUACACGAGCAAUCGGUAACUUGAUGGCCAUAUAGAGCGUGCUUGCCGUCAUCGUCACGGCCAUCAACGCAUCUCGCGUUGAGGCCUGAGCGAACGAGUGAGUGAGUGCACACGCGUGGAGGGAGACACGGAGUAAUGCAGCAUAGUUCUGCGUCUAGCCGUUAGUCAGUCGCACCUCGGACGUUCCACGAUGUCGUCGUCCGCCUCCAGGGCGUCGUUCGCUGUCGAGCAGGUGAAUCGUUCGCGGUCGGAAACGGUCCUCUCGCUGGACGGUGGUUGGCCACCGCCAAGGUCGCCGUUUGCAGGCAGGAGUGGACGGGUCAGCAACAGUCCUUACGGUGCAGCGCCCAGGUUCGGUUCGCGUCCCGCCCUGCCGGCCUGGGUGAGUGGUUCCAGCGGAGCGCUACCGCGGGCCGGCAGCCGGGACGAGGUGAAGCUGCACAAAAGUCUGGAAGAAAUCUCCAAGGACAUACGCGAGCUGGAAGACUUUAUCAGCGUGACGGAGGACAUACUGCGGCGGGAGCGGGAAGAGGACGAGCAGCUCACGCUGCGGGAACGCCAGCGCAAGGCGGCCGAGCGUACCAUGGCGCUGAUACGCAGCAAGUGCAGCCCGACGAAGAAGUGCUUCAACCGGGUCACCAGAACGUCGCCCGACGGUCCGCGCAAGGUGCUGCUGCGCUCACCGACGUACAAGGUGAACAUUACGCAAAAGCGGCGCAUUAAAUCGUUCAGCCCGAAGGGGGGCGGCGGUGGGUACAAGUCCAAGCUGUACUUUCGCAACGGCAAGAUCGGGUGCCAGGAGGCGGAGAAUGCGGUUUCGAAUCUGCGCAGCACGCACGAGCUGGUGAAGCGGAUCAUCAACGACGAGAGCAAUAUGCUGGUGAAGCUGGAGCAUCAGCACUACACGACGGCGGAGCAGGAUGGGCUGGAGUCGCGCUCUAGCUCGGCGGAUACGCCGGUAGAAAGCUUGCAGAUGUGCGUCACGGAAUCGGCCGGCACGUCGCUGUGCGAGGAUGAGGUGCCGGCAGCAGGGCUGGCACCUUCACAGCCAUUAGCACUUCAACAAGAAACCGUUUCGAUGGUUCCGGGUGGUGAUUCGAGUGGGUUAAAUGGGGAAGAAAGGCAACGCCACGUGGAUGAUGGCGAGCACAUUGAGAGCGCGAAUGGAAUCUCCAUGGAACCGAUGGAGGAUAGACGAAAUUCUGACUGCCCCUCCGAGACGAUGCCAACAAGUGGGAAUGACUUUGUAACCGUCCGAUUGCGCCACCUGGCAAACCGUUUCUCGGAGCGUACGCGAAAGAUGCGCAGGAAGCUCGAGAUUCCGCCGACACCGUCCAGCAGUGCCAGUGCACCCUCAACGGCACCUUCCAUGCAGAAGCACAGCGUAAACCAGCGCACGAUACAAAACUCAGCCUUAACGCUUCAGUCAGCUACCGAGACGCCCGGUUGUAGCCACUAUCUGUUCUGUCCCAUCUUUUGCUGCGGCGGGCGCAGUGACAAUGUGCUCGACCCGCAGGGCAAGUUUUACAUCGCCUGGCUGUUUAUCGUGUCGCUGUCGUUCCUGUACAACGCGUGGGUCAUACCGUUACGGUCGUCCUUUCCGUACCAAACACCGGAAAACACCAAGUACUGGAUCGCGAUGGACAUUUGUGCGGAUGUGAUCUAUCUGCUGGACAUACUGUUCGUCAAGCAUCGGCUGAUGUACCUGUACGAGGGGUUCUGGGUGAAGGAUAAGAAUCUGACGCGCAAGAACUAUAUGCGCAAGCUGCAGUUUAAGAUGGAUCUACUUGCACUGGUUCCGUUGGAUCUGCUGUAUCUUCGCUUCGGGACCGAGCACGUGGUGUUCCGCGCACCAAGACUGCUCAAGAUACAGAGCUUUUGGGAGUUUUUCAAGCUGAUCGAUCGGGUUAUCUCAUCACCACACAUUAUUCGUGUAGUGAAGACACUGACCUACAUGCUGUACAUGAUACAUCUGACAGCCUGCGCUUACUACGCAUACAGCGCCUACCAAGGGCUCGGUUCAAAUCGGUGGGUUUUCAACAACAAGGGUCACGCGUACGUCCGUUGCUUCGCGUUCGCCACCAAAACGGCCACCUCUAUUGGUAAAAACCCAAAACCGGAGAAGGAGGGCGAGCUGAUGUUCAUGACCGCCGCCUGGCUGAUGGGUGUGUUUGUGUUCGCGCUGCUUAUCGGCCAGAUACGGGACAUCAUAGCGACGGCUACACGGUCCAAAUCCGAGUACAAGCAGCUAGUGGACGAAACUCUGGAGUACAUGCGACGCCUCAACCUGCCGACCGAUCUGCAGCGCCGCGUCAAGAUGUGGUUCACCUUCACCUGGGAGCAGCAAAAGUGUCUGGACGAAACGCACAUCAUGGACGCGCUGCCCGCUAACCUAAAGACGGACAUUGCCAUCUCGGUGCACAUCCAAACCCUCUCCAAAGUGCAGCUGUUUGCCGACUGUGAGGAAGCGUUGCUGCGCGAGCUGGUACUGAAGCUACGCUCCGUCACCUUCCUUCCCGGGGAUUUCGUGUGCCGCAAGGGAGAAGUCGGCAAAGAGAUGUACAUCGUGAAAACGGGCCAGGUGCAGGUGAUGGGUGGCCCCCGGAACGAUGUAGUGCUGGCGACACUGUACGAAGGAUCCGUGUUCGGGGAGAUCAGUCUGCUCGCGAUCAAUGGGGCGGAAGGGAACCGCCGCACGGCGGACGUACGAUCGAAGGGUUUCUCCAACCUGUUUGUGCUGUCCAAAUCGGACCUAAACGAAGCGAUCGUGUACUACCCGAACGCGCAGGCCAUUUUGAAGAAGCGCGCAAAGAGCUUGAUGCGCAAGAAUGCGGCACGGGAGAAGGCAGAAUCGCAGCAAAGCAUCGACACGAAGGGUAGCGAGGUGGAUGUGGUCAUCCGGAAUCCGCCCGAUCCCGCCUCACCGAAGUUGCUGAAAACGGUGAUCCAGGCGUUGCCGCAAGAGUCGGCCGCCGUUCAGCUGCUGAUGCAGGGUUUCAAGAUGGUGGAGGCGCCGGUGGAGGAGCCAGAGCCGGAAGAGCCCCAAAGCCCGGAAGUUGGUGGUGAAAGGGUGUUGGAGAAGGAAGUGCACGAACCGGACACGGCAUCGGUGGGCAGUGUGGAGGUGAGGCAUACGACCGAGGUGCAGAUCGAGAAUGAAAAGAACGUCGAGCUGCCGUGCGAUUUGGUGUACAGCAUCAAGAAGGAGCUGAUGGAGAACAAUAGCUACAUCAAUCUGACCGAUGCGGAGAAGUACAAGCUGCUGCACGAGCUUUCCAAGGAUGAGUACGAGGAUCAGGAAAAGUCGCCCGUUUGAAUUCCUGUGCCGGGACUAUGAGGACCUCUGUUUCAAUGUCUAACGACCUGCUUUAUGAUCUGCUUCUUCUCACUAGCUUGUAUGGAGAAUAUGGCCACGUAUUUUGAUAUUUCAACCUAACAAACAAUGUGAUGUUUUAUAUCCCCUCUGUUGAAGGCCCUUUAGAAUAUGCUGCUUGAAACUUAAAGUUAGGUCACUACAAAGUUAAUUGAAGAAACCGCAUAACGAAGUGUCCGAAGAAUCCCCUUGCCAUCGGGCACCAUAGGUGUGCCUAAUAACAGCAUUGACCACUCUCAUCGUUUGGAUGUGUUUUGCGUAUCGUAAAAUCAAUGCUAAGGUCUCCGCGGCGUCCUCCACCAUUGUGCGCAUGCAUGUCGCGUGCAUACUGCAGGCGCAAUAAAUUAGCUCGCGCACAUACAAGCACGGGAGAGCGUGUGCGCCUUUGGCGUAAGCGUCGGAAACGUGAUCGACCGGCUGAUGGCCGAUAUCUUCGAUUCGAAUCAACAGACACACACUCACAGAGUAUUACCGAUGCCUUGGAGGAGGAGGAGGGAAUGCAUUCGAGUUGGCCUUUGGGAAUGUUUCAAUAGUGGCGCUCGAGCGGAAGCGGUGUGCCGUUGGAUGAUUGAUAACCGUUUUUUAAUGUCGGAUGUUGUUGUUUUCCUAUGUGGGUACCUUUACUUUGCCAAAGGCGGCUUUGGAUAGAGAAUAUUGUUAGAAUACAUGUUUCGAUGUACUUGACUCACUUACUUGUGCCACAAAAACACAUACACACAUACAAACACAGUCUAUAAGAUUGUUAAAUAAACUUGUGACUUUAUAAAAUGACAUCCAAAUGGGUUCGUUUACAAUCGUGGUUGUACGAGGGCAUGGCGGCAGAGGGUCCUGAAGGUUGAGCGAAGCAAGGAAUGAUUUUAUUGGCCUUUGCGUUGAAACUCCCAUUCGCCAUCGAUGAACGCACGUUUGAUGCGUUCAAAUGGGUGGUAGAAAACCAGUUUUGGAUUUAACGAUCGUACGGAUCACGUGCAGGUAAACGGGGCCUUUGAUGAUGGAAGAAUAUUUAUGAUAUGGGAGGAUUUUACAUACACUUAUUGGCAGGUAUAUAGAGUUUUCUUCUCUUUACGGUUCUACAAAGCCUUACCAUAAAUCAACAUUUGUUCCGUGUGAAGUUUUGAUCUCCGUAAGAGCUCUGUUUUGACCACGACAGUGUAAAUUCCAUUCCCAUAGUUCUCCCUUCGCCAACAAGAUGCGAAACUCGAGCUGCCGGGGUGGGGGUUAACGAUUUUUAAAGUGCGUUACAGCAACAAGUUAUCUCCACGCGUCUUGUGAACCGGUCGACCGAUCAGUUCAUCUGUAACCGUUCGCCGAUUGUGACUCGUUUGAAUUUGGCGUCUUAAUCUUCGCGUUGUG